Molecule: messenger RNA, 1565 nt
Organism: Eurytemora carolleeae
Lineage: Eukaryota; Metazoa; Arthropoda; Copepoda; Calanoida; Temoridae
Product: spindle pole body component 110
Exons: 6
Coding region: 159-707 (182 amino acids)
Source: RefSeq, a predicted model, not a curated record
CUCCUAGCAAAGGCUGGUUAUUUUUCCAAAAUUUGAAUUCAUACAAUUUAAUUAAAAUAUUGCAAAAUAUAAUUUCUCGACUGUAUUGGCCUGCAUAAAAAAACUCCAACUUUAUUUGCAUAUUUACAAGAAUAUUUGCAUUAAUUAGAGAGCUCAAUAUGAAGGCAGAAAAUGCAAAAAUGGAAUUGGCACACAAAAACAACGCUUUGAUCAAAGCAGAAACAGACGUGAAAAUAUCAAAGAAACUAGUGAAAAAAUACGAAGAAGUUUCUGGUUCUCUUCAGGAGAAACUUCUUCAACUAACCAGGGAUAAAGCAGAACUCCAAGUUCAAGCCAGGAGGACUGCUGAAUCUCUAGAAGCAGCUCAAGCUGAACUAGAAGCUGCUAAACAAGAAGCUGAUGUUCAGUCUAAACUGGCAAAACAGCGAAAGAUGGCAGGACGGAUAGCAGAGCGGGAGAGAGGUGAAGAUUCAAUUCUUCUCAACAAACUUCAAAUUAAGGUUCGAGAAAUGAGACUUAGCAUGGGAAGAAGAAUUGAAGAGCUGGAGAAAGAACUUGACAAAAAAGACAUCAAGUUCCAGGAUUACAAGUCUAGGACAGAUACAUCUAUACGAAAUACGAGGAAGGAGCUUGAGGUUCAGGAGAGGAUGGUUGAGAAGUUGAUCGAGGAGAGGAGAAGAUUAAAACAGGAAAGAGAGGAUUCAUGAAAAAACUGCCAAAAUAUACAUAUUUAUACAUAUUCAUAUAUCUCUAUUAUUAUUAUACAUUUGCAGACAUGUGUCAUAAAUGUACAAAACAUUUAAUUAGUUUCUAUUUAACCCUUUAUAAUGAAGUGUACUAGAAGCAUAGUAAACAGCAAACCUAGCUGUCAAUGUGAAACAAGGGGGGGGGGGCUAUUGAAAAUAUUCCUCCACUGGAUUUUUGUUACAAGGAAUUUGGUCAAUUUUUUGUCAAAAUCAUGACCAGCUUGUGUGGAUAGCAGAUGGAAAAUGUGUGAAUAAUGGAAAAUUUUGUGGGAAUAACUGGCGCCGCGCGCCGCGCCUCAGGGAAAUUUGUUUUAAAACUCCUCUUGAAAAUCAAAAUUAAAGGGAUAGAAGGUGCCCCUGCUCUCCCUUCUUGUGCUCUUAAUUUUUCCAGGGGGGGAUGUCCCCCAGUUUUCCAGGGGGGAUGUCCUAACUCCCCCCCUCCUUUUAAGCCGCCUCUGUUUGAAACUAAGAGUUGUCGGCAAAACCGUUCCGUUGCACAAAUGUACAGAAAACUGUGGAAUUUUAUUGUCAUCUUUCACAUUUUUUUAGUUAUGAAAUUUUACUAGAAACUUUGUAAUUUGUAAUAAUCUUUUUCGGAAAUUUUGUGGGUUACAUUUAAAAAAUAAAUCGUCAUUAAAAUUCCAAAAUUUGUAGCGAUAUUUUAUAAUGAGAAAGAAGACAAAAUCUGCAAUGUUUUCUGUAAACUGAGAUGAGAUUUUAAAAGCUUAAACCCUAGUAAAACCCAGUCUUUUCGUCUGCUUAGACCCAAGUAAAGCUCAAGCCGAGACCCGGGUUUUGGAUGGCCUUGAGUUUUGUAAG